GCGUUCAUUUUAGCCCUGGUUGGUCUCUAUCUCUCGAGUCGCUCUAGAGAAGUGCAACAAUGGCGUUGAGACUGACAUCGCUAAAACGCGCCGCCGUUGAGUCAUGCCGCAUCCUCCAAACCCGAAGUUUCAGCCACGUCGCCUCAAUGCCUCCGCCUUUGAACACCGCCAUCGAUCGAACCAUUUCUAUGCCGCCGCUGAUUUCACCUGAGUUCGAUCAGAAUCAGAAUCAGAACCAGCCGGGUUCGAUCGACGAGAAGAGCUUCGGAUUUGGGAGUCCUAAUUUCGGCUUCGGUGGAUCCAUGGAGCUAAUGGCUGUCCCCAAGAAGAAGGUUUCUAAACACAAGAGAGGGAUUCGAAAUGGACCAAAGGCUCUUAAGCCUGUUCCUGUCAUCAUCCGUUGCAGGAGUUGCGGGAGAGUUAAGCUGCCCCAUUUCUUCUGUUGCAGCGGUGAGCGGGGAAACCCUACUGAGCAAAGCAAUUAGAAUAACUUUCAAGAUUUUCUUUAUGAUUGUUACUUGUUGGAUAUCUGGAGGAAGAAAAUCUUGGCUUUCUUAGUCGAGUGAGAUGAUAGACAUAGUUGACUCUGUUUUGUCAAAAUUAUUUGGGUUUUUUUCCUGGAAGAUCAAUAUGCUCAUGCUUCUUUUGGCAACCCAUUAUGUUAUUAUCAUUGCUUGUUGCAGAGUCUAGGCCAGCUCCUUUA
Brassica rapa (field mustard) is the source of this 703-nucleotide messenger RNA. RefSeq lists its product as uncharacterized. Gene Ontology annotation, molecular function: structural constituent of ribosome. Gene Ontology annotation, biological process: translation. The record is from RefSeq and is a predicted model, not a curated record. NCBI's taxonomy places the organism in Eukaryota, Viridiplantae, Streptophyta, Magnoliopsida, Brassicales, Brassicaceae. Gene Ontology annotation, cellular component: mitochondrial large ribosomal subunit.